Adineta ricciae is the source of this 867-nucleotide messenger RNA. The record is from the annotation of a GenBank genome assembly. NCBI's taxonomy places the organism in Eukaryota, Metazoa, Rotifera, Eurotatoria, Adinetida, Adinetidae.
AUGACUUCGAAAUCGCCUCCACCAGUAAAUAAACAGAAACAUCCAAUCUCCUCCGAACAAAUCCAAUUUUCAAUAUGGGAUACAUUCAAACAUCAUAUUCCUCGCUUCUUGCUCACCAUGCUUGUUGAUGUCAUUCUACCAGUUGUUAUUUAUUUUAGCCUGCAAAAAUUGAUAAAACCUGUCUAUGCUUUAUUAGUUGCUGGUGCUCCGCCACUACUCAUGGUGAUGAUCAAAGGUAUUUACGCACGAACGUUCGACGCUCUAGGUUUUCUGGUUUUUAUUGCUUUUCUCAUAUCGGCUGUUGUUGCUGUGAUCACACGUAAUCCAAUUGUACUUCUCCUGGAAAAAUCAGUGGUGACAGGCAUUUUAUCGAUUAUAUUCGGUUUAACCUUGAUACCGUUGCGAUGUUUUCGGCAUCGGUUUUAUAUCCGUCCACUUGCUUAUUACUUUUAUCAAGACUUAAUACCAACGAAACGAACUGAAGUUGACUUGCCGAAUAGUUUAUUCGAAAACGAACAUGAAACAUUCGAUGAAUGUGUCGAUGGAGAACUGACAAUCGCAGACUUAACACCCAAACAAGAAGUCGCUCAAGUCUACUCUUGGAUCUAUUCUCAUUGUUCGUCGUUUCGUUCAGCGUGCUAUCUGAUAACAAGCAUCUGGUCAAUCGGGUUCCUACUAGAAUUCCUUGGACGAUUGAUGUUAAUUUUAAUGCGUUUGAAACUGGAUAAAAUCGUUAUUUACGGGCAUGUGAUCUUAACUUCUGUAACAAUUAUAUGUAUUACAUUAACAAUUGUUUGUAUAGCAAAAGAAAGAAAGAUAACACUAAGAUUUAUUCGACAAUGGAAAAAGACUAAUUUGGAAAUUUAA